Molecule: messenger RNA, 2322 nt
Organism: Hyaloperonospora brassicae
Lineage: Eukaryota; Oomycota; Peronosporomycetes; Peronosporales; Peronosporaceae
Source: the annotation of a GenBank genome assembly
AUGGCGAGCAAGCGCCUCGACGCCGUGAAACUGGCCAAGAGCUCGCGCUGGGACGAGCUCCGGCGCCUCGUGGACGCCGAACCCGCCACGGCGCAGCAAGUGGACUCGUACGGCAUGUUGCCGCUGCACUGGGCGUGCACCGAGCCGCAGUCGAUCAGCGAGGGCGUGCUCUUGGCGCUACUGAAGGCGUUCCCCAGCGGCGCGCGGCGGCCGAACACGGCCGAGAUGCUGCCGCUUCAGAUCGCGAUCAAGGCCCAAGCGCGCAUCGAGUGGCUACAGGCGCUGCUCGCGUCGUACCCGGACGCAGUGCUGAAGAAGGCCAUGACGGGCGAGAACGCCGUGCAGCUCGCGCGCAAGGCGGGACUCUCGAGCCGCAGUCUCAAGCUACUGGAGGAGAUGUACCACCACGUGUGUGCCAAGGAGGGGCUGCCGGACCAGUUGGCUUUGGCCGAGCAAGAGGCCAAGCUGCAGCAAGACAGCCAACAGUUGCAGCAGCAGCAGCAGCAGUUGCCGCCGAUGCAGGAAGACGGUGGGCCGCUGCGCCCGUCGGAGCGGUUCCAAGCCAUUGCAGGUGACCUGCCCGUGCCGCAGGGUGGUGUACCGUUCGGGCAGCGGUCGCGUGGCCUGAGCAGCACGGCGUCGCUCAAGCUGCGGUCGUUCUCGGACAAUGACUUUUACACGCAGCAGCGGACGAACGUGGCCAUGGGCGCUGGGGGGACGACCGCGACCGCCUCGAGUCCCUGGUCGCCGCGGCGGACCACUGAGUCGGUGCGGCCGCAGUCGAUUGUGGCACAACGACCGUCCGUGACGACUCGAAGUGCCGUGUCGCUGCCGCCACGCUGGAUGAACGCCCCGAGCUGCAGCAUUUGCGCGCAAAAGUUUGGCACGUUUAAGAAGCGACACCAUUGCCGCAAUUGCGGCCAAUCGAUCUGUCGCGACCACUCGGCGCGCGAGCGCAUGAAGCUGCCGCACUAUGGACUGAACGACCGUCAUCGCGUCUGUGUCGUGUGCCACGACGUGCUGCGCAACGCGGGUCGCCAAGGACGGCCGCGACAGCUCACGACACAGGUUGCGCAGCGCGCGAUCUCGUUGGCGCGCGUCAUUCCAGCUCUCGAAAGUGACGCGCGUCGCUCAGACGAGGCGCAGCGCUCGCCACCGAAUAAUAUGCUCGAGCGUCACGUGUCGGCACCGGCACGCGCGUCGAACUCUGUCGCGAGGUCACACCAAGGUGGAAACGAUGAUGCAGUGAACGCACAGGUGGCAAAUUUGCAAAAACAGGUCACGCAGCUCAUAGAAGAGAAGCAGCAAGCUGAGAUGCAGUUGCGUGUCCAGGCUGAAAUGCUGAACGACCCAGAUCGUCUUACGAGCGGGUCUCAUGGUAGCAACACGAGUGGAGGGAGUGGUGACGGCAUUGUGCCCAAGUCGCGCGAUCGACAGUGUUCGUUGCCGAUGCCGGUGCACACAGGCCCUGGCAUGCCAACUCCAUACAAAGCAAGUCCAGUGCCAAGCUCUGGCACACCAAUGUAUCGCUCUCCAGGUCAAAUACUGAGUAGGACCCGAAGUGCUGGCUGUUUUCUGCCGACACGCGAGAUAUAUAUCGAUAGCCCUCACGCUGGUGGUGCACUGCCACCGCAGCAAGCACGACAUGAGCCACCUCGUUCCAACCCGAUGGCUGCAAAUUUUGCGAGACGGAGAACAACACGACUUCAAGACGCACUAAAUACAAUCGCUGCCGUGGAAUCCACGUACGAUGACAUCGAUGGAUCCGAUACGGACUCGGAUAUUGAGGGACGCCAGACCGACAUCGGUGACUUUCACGACGCUGAAGCGGACGUUGAUGUCGAAAUUGACGACGUUGUGAAGGAGUACCUGAUUGAUGACGAAGAAGUUGACUAUGAUGACGAUGACGAUGAUGAGGAAGCGAUGGUGGAGGCAGUGAAGGCUGCAACGAUUACAGAAAAAGACGAGAUGGCACUGGAAGGCGAGACUGAAAGCGAAGUGGGGAGCGACACGUUGCCAGAAGUGGACGUGCUGGUAAGCCUCGGCCAUGUGAUGAUGGAAAAAGGCAGUGUUAGUGCUGCGGUGCAAGCUUUCACGCGCGCCGCAGAAAUCCGUCCUGACGAUCCUGCUCUUCAUUCGCUACUUGGUCGGGCGUACUAUGCCGAUGAGAAUUUGGACGAGGCUGUGGCUUCCAUUACGAAGUCGUUGUCGUUGGAGCCGUCUGCGACAAACUCGACAUUGUUGGGUAAGAUCCUCUUCGAAAAGGGUGACCACGAGAAGGCUAUUGCGGCCUACCAGCGAUCCCUCGACAUGCAGAAGUGA